Molecule: messenger RNA, 2620 nt
Organism: Cottoperca gobio
Lineage: Eukaryota; Metazoa; Chordata; Actinopteri; Perciformes; Bovichtidae
Gene: npas3
Product: neuronal PAS domain protein 3
Biological process (GO): regulation of transcription by RNA polymerase II
Molecular function (GO): DNA-binding transcription factor activity, RNA polymerase II-specific; protein binding; RNA polymerase II transcription regulatory region sequence-specific DNA binding
Source: RefSeq, a predicted model, not a curated record
UCUUUCUUUGUGCAGGUGGAGCUGACCGGCAGCAGUGUCUUUGACUACAUCCACCCCGGCGAUCACGUAGAGACGGCAGAGCAGCUCGGCAUGAAGCUUCCUCCGGGCCGAGGGUUGUCUCUGUCCCAGGGAGCCGUCAAUGAAGAUGGGGCGUCCUCGGCUUCAUCGUCGUCGCACUCUGAGACGCCCGAACCAGUGGAGUCCAGCAGUCCCAAUCUUCUGGCUUCUGAUAAGAAUCUGGAACGAUCCUUCUUCAUCAGGAUGAAGUCGACGCUCACAAAGAGAGGAGUGCACAUCAAGUCCUCAGGAUUUAAGGUGAUACACGUCACGGGGCGUCUGCGCAUCAGGAUGGCUUUGACGCACAGCCGCUCGGUGCCCGUUCAGAUCAUGGGGUUGGUGGUGGUGGCUCACGCCCUCCCGCCGCCGACCAUCAACGAGGUUCGCAUCGACUGUCAAAUGUUCGUCACGCGGGUCAACCUGGACCUCAAGAUCAUCUACUGCGAGAACAGGAUUAGCGACUACAUGGACCUGACUCCGGUGGACAUUGUGGGGAAGAGGUGCUACCAGUUCAUUCAUGCUGAAGACGUGGAGGGAAUCAGAGAGUCUCACCUGGACUUGAUAAAUAAGGGUCAGUGUGUGACGAAGUACUACCGGUGGAUCCAGAAGAACAGCGGUUACAUCUGGAUCCAGUCCAGCGCCACCCUCACCAUUAACACCAAGAACGGCAACGAGAAGAGCGUCAUCUGGGUCAACUACGUCCUCAGUAAUCAUGAGUAUAAAGACAUACCUAUGGACAUCGCCCAGCUGCCCAACCUGCCCGAGAAAACUUCUGAGUCCUCAGAAACCUCCGAUUCUGAGUCCGAGUCCAAAGAAAACUCCGACAAUGAAAAUGCCAAGUCAGAAGGAAAGCCGAGCCACCAAUCAGAACGCGAGGACCCGGGGACAGACAGCAAGCGUCAGCAGCAGCCCGGCCAACCACAUUGCUCCUCAGACCAGGAAAUGAAGCGUCAGGAGGAAGGAGACAGCUCGAGUAACCCCGAGAGCCAGGAAAGCGAUGACAGUCUGGAACCUUCAGAUGGAGAGGGGGAGGAACAGGAGGAGGCAAGCGGAGGAGGAGGAGGAGGCGGAGGUGGAGGAGGAAGACUUGGGAGGUUAGCGGGACUGGGAGGGUUAGAGGGACUGAGCACCAUUGGAGGACUGGGUAAUCUGGGUGGGCUUCAUAUUAAAGUAGAGCGAUACGGAGAGGGAGAAGAAGUACAGCUGCACAAUUCGCAAACUUCUUCAUCAGAGGAAGAGGAAGAAGAGGAUGACGAUGAGGAGGAGGAAGAAGACGGAAAUGUGCAAGAUUGCGUCAACGGCAAUGUCGGAAGCAAGCUCCAGAAGAGGCGGAAGAGGAGGAAAGUGCAGAAAUGGGAUGGAUCCCGAAGCAGGAGGCUCCGUCUCUCCUCAACGACGCCCAGCCCUGUCGCCAUGGGAGAUACCACACCGCUAGUUGACCCCUCCGCCAACUCCUCCCACCUCCUCACCUCCGCUGGCUCCCCAACUAGUGCAGGUGCAACAUCCUCGGUCCUGAAAAUUAAGACGGAGAUGGCAGAGCCGAUCAACUUUGACAACGACAGCAGCAUCUGGAACUUUCCGCCAAACAGAGAGAUUUCCAGAAACGAGUCGCCGUACAGCAUGACCUCCAAGCCUGCUGCUCCGGGAUCUCAUGAGAACUUCCCCUCACCACAGGGAGGUUCUCUCCAGGUAGCCAUUCCUGACUCCGUCCUCACCCCUCCAGGAACCGAUGGAGGAGCGGGAGGAGUGAGGAAGCCUCCUUACAAUGGAAGCUCUGCGCCGUCCUCGGCUUCCAGCGCUGCCAGUUUAGCACCUCCCUCUAGUGCCUCCUCUGCCGACCCCCUGUCCCCUCCUCUCUCCGCCUCCCCACGGGAUAAGCAACAAGGCACUCCCACCACCUCCUCGUCUUCUUCCUCAUCCUCCUCCUCUUCCUUAUCAACCUCUUCCUCCUCGCUGUUGUACUCUGGCGACCUUGAGGCGCUACAGCGUCUGCAGGCCGGUAAUGUGGUGCUCCCAUUAGUGCACCGGGUGACGGGGACUCUGGCCUCAACCAGCACGACGGCUCCACGGGUCUACACCACCGGAACCAUCAGGUACGCACCAGCGGACGUCACCCUGGCCAUGGCGCAAGGCAACCUCCUCCCCAAUGCUGCCAUGAACUUUGUCGAUAGCUCGGGGUUCGGCCUGGACCCUAAGACGCCCAUGGAGAUGCUGUACCACCACGUCCACAGGCUCAACAUGUCGGCAGCGGCAGCCGCCGGCCCGUUUGUUGGAUCCCCGGCAGUCACAGGUGGGAACGGCGCCCUGGGAGGCCAGAUGCCAACUGCAGCCAACGUUUUCACCACAGCGGAGGGACUUUUCUCAACGUUACCGUUCCCAGUGUACAGCAAUGGCAUCCACACCACGCAGACAACUCUGGAGAGGAAGGAGGAUUAACGCAAAACGUUCGAGACCGCAUUACUGUGUUUCUGGAAUCAACAACUGUGUCAAAGUAAAAGACUACUCACUAGUAAAAAAAAAAAAAAAAAAAGAGACUAUUAACUUUCUAUCUUUUAUCAACACA